GGAGGAAAUUUCGUUCAAGCGUUCGAGGUUGCAGCGCAGUCAGCAAGCAGGAUCAGAGUCUGAGGAUUCGAAUGAGUCUGCUGGUGAGCAGGAUUUCUUAGAUUUACCAACCAGCGAGGUCCCAGAAGAACAUCGAGCUGAAUGGGAGAAAUUUUUUGGACAUGCGGAUGCUAAUAAUGAGUACAUUUCCCAACUCCAGAAAAAUUUGGAAGACGCGAAACUAAAGGUUGGUGAAUAUAUCCGCACUUUGGGUCCCUUCCACCACGAUUAUACCUCCCACACCGGGGAAUCUGAUCGCCGUGUGACAUUAUGUUACUUGAUGUCGGCUUAUUCCCCAACGGACUGCAGUUCUGAGGUGGAGAAGGAUACUUUCUAUCGAGAGCUAUCCGGACUCAUUCGUCAAGCAAAAUGCACUGACAUCGUGAUCCUUGCAGGCGAUAUGAAUGCUCAAGUAGGUCGUAUGGGCUCCUUGGAAUCACAUUCGGGUGGUCGAUUCGGAGUCGAUGCUCGCCGCACAGACAACGGAGAUCGACUCCUUCAGCUGUGUGCUGAUCAUGAGCUGUUUCUAGCAAGUACGACUUUUCAAUAUAAACGUUCGCACCGCUUAACCUGGCGGCCACCAACUGCAAAUCAACCGUGGACCCAGUUGGACCAUGUGGCCAUCAGCCACCGGUGGAGAGCCACAAUUCAAGACUGCCGUUCCUUCUGGGGCACACCACUUGAUUCCAAUCACGCCAUGGUGUUUGCACGCCCGACAGUUCGUUUCCCUUCAGGCCCUCGUAAGUCAGCAAGAAGCAUGCCAAUCCACUGUCUUCGAAGAACUACCGUACCUCAACAGUGUCGAUCUGAGCUAGCCCAACAACUCUCCACAGUAAACCAGUACUGUGGUGGCAGUGAACGUGUGGAUGAAGCGUGGCAAAAUGUGAAAGGAGCUAUACUAGCGGCGUUCAGUGCUUCCUGCCCGACUUCUCCAAUUCGACCACAAGACCACUGGAUGUCGUCAAGGUCGUUAUCCAUGAUUGAUGCCAGGAAAGCCAUACCAGCAGGCAACGAUUUCUAUGAAAAUUACCUUCUACCCAAGGUCAAGCAAGACAUCGAGGAGAAUCGGCGACUGUCUGUUCACAUGUUUGAGGCUCUAAUCGCUUCAAUGUUCCGUGCUGAAGAAUUCGUUUCUGGGGUCUUCCUUCCUUGGAUACAGUCCGACAUGUCCAAAACCGAGGGAGUGAUUCUUGCUCAUUUGAUCAAAAAAGCCACACUGAAAUCCCGAUUCGCUGCCGUUGCUCUAGCUCUGACGCUUGAGGAAGAUUUCAGUAUUCCACGCUCGUUAGUGAUUGAAGCCUUAUUAUCCAAACGAUAUAAUAUGCCAGAAGCGGCACUCUCUCGAGUGAUUCAGUACUUUUUGAGCUUUGACAAAGAUUGUACUGCCUACUACAGCGACGAGAAUCGCAUGCCUGUGACUUGGUUCAGGACGCUGCUUCUAUUUCUGGAAUUUUAUCGACAUUGCGUCCGGCCAGACGACCGGACUUCACUCAUCAAACUUUGCAGGCGACACGAACAUCCACAAGUCACCGCAGAGAUUCGAGCACUUCUUUCUCUUGUACCAAACACCUCUUCGGCUGUUUGA
Opisthorchis viverrini is the source of this 1624-nucleotide messenger RNA. RefSeq lists its product as hypothetical. The record is from RefSeq and is a predicted model, not a curated record. Gene Ontology annotation, biological process: rRNA processing. Gene Ontology annotation, cellular component: nucleolus; preribosome, small subunit precursor; cytoplasm. The transcript has 6 exons. Gene Ontology annotation, molecular function: snoRNA binding. The annotation marks the transcript as partial. NCBI's taxonomy places the organism in Eukaryota, Metazoa, Platyhelminthes, Trematoda, Opisthorchiida, Opisthorchiidae.